AUGCAAUUCAUUUUAAUUAUAAUCUAUUCUAUUAAUAUUUAUGGACAAGAAGAACAAUGUAAUAGAAAUCAAACAUUAAUAUUAUUACAUGAACAAAAUAUCCGUGAUUCAUUGUACUAUGAAAACGAAAGAAAUGAAUCUAAUAUUCCCGAUGCUUUCGAAACUUCAGGUGUUGUACUUCGACCGGAUAAUCUUAUUAUGUAUAUCAUAUUUGAUAAUACAUUUCAAAUUGGUGUCUUUUGUACUUGGUUGGCUAUUCGAACUAUAAAUUGUACUAAUAAACUGCUCGAUUGGCCUGAUAAUACAUUUAAUAAACUCAAUUCAGAAUUCGAAGGUAUAGCUUACAAUUCAUUAACUGACACGUAUUUUAUUGUACAAGAAACAAUUUCAUCUAAUGUUAGUUCAAAUGAAUACAAUUCAAAUAUUUUUGAAGUUCAAAUAACAACAAAUGUUACGUUUUCGUCUAUAAAUCUUAUUCAAUCAUGUCGAAUAAAUUGGACAUUUGAGUCGACUUCUAAAGGAUUUGAAGGUCUCGAAUUUAUGAUGCAUCACAAGAGAAAUAAAAAUUAUUUGCUUGCAUUAUGUGAAGGGAAUAAAUGUAAGCCUCAAUCCAAUUCUGAAGACCCAGUUACUAGCCUUGGAAAUGGAAAACUUGUUGUGUUAGACAAACAUGAAACGACUCAUAAUAGUUGGUGA
Rotaria sp. Silwood1 is the source of this 696-nucleotide messenger RNA. The record is from the annotation of a GenBank genome assembly. NCBI's taxonomy places the organism in Eukaryota, Metazoa, Rotifera, Eurotatoria, Philodinida, Philodinidae.